GUCAGCCAUUCGAGAAGGUGUAACGAUGUUAAUAUACCAUGUUAUUGUUAGCGAAUUUAUUAACUUUAUGCUUUAUACUUCCCAUUCUGGUUCCCGGUGCCGAAGCUGACGAGGUCGGCGGUGGCUUUGGGGACGACUACGUGGAGGGGUUAGUGCCUAGUGUAGAACUGCUACUGGAAGGCAUAGUAACAUCCCUGCUAGGCACUCCUCUGUCUCUUCUCACAUCCCUGGUCAGCGGUGAUGGCAACGUACCUUCACUCUUAGACCUCGUAAAAAGUAUAAUUUCGGGCAUCAUCGAGUCUCUGUCCAACAGUCUUUAUGGUAUCACUGACACUUUGUCCGAACCUCUAGAACUCUAGGGGGAUACUAAAAUGCAACUCCUAUUGAUCAAACUGGGGGGAUUACUAAUAAAUGUGUGAAGUUAUUGUAAAUACUCUUAGUCUUAGUUAUAUUUGUUGGAUUGUAUAUAACUGCUUAUCAGGUAACGUAGUGGUUAGUGAUAAUAUAUUUUGGAAAAUCCGGACUUUAUAGAAUAAAAAGAUAUUACUCAAGAAAAA
Messenger RNA from Macrosteles quadrilineatus (aster leafhopper), 557 nucleotides. RefSeq lists its product as uncharacterized. The transcript has 2 exons. The record is from RefSeq and is a predicted model, not a curated record. Bases 39 to 359 code for a protein of 106 amino acids. Lineage: Eukaryota; Metazoa; Arthropoda; Insecta; Hemiptera; Cicadellidae.